Sclerotinia sclerotiorum 1980 UF-70 is the source of this 363-nucleotide messenger RNA. RefSeq lists its product as hypothetical. The coding region runs from base 1 to 363 and encodes 120 amino acids. NCBI's taxonomy places the organism in Eukaryota, Fungi, Ascomycota, Leotiomycetes, Helotiales, Sclerotiniaceae. The record is from RefSeq and is a predicted model, not a curated record. The transcript is spliced from 3 exons.
AUGCAGUUCAACAUCCUCGCCCUUACCAUUGCCGCCAUGGCCUCCGUCGCAGUUGCCACUGAGACUGUCACCGUCUACGCUUGCCCAAGUUCAACUGGUAUCUCCAGCUCUGCUCCCUCCUCUGGAUCUUCCGCUGGAGAAUCCUCUGGUAUCACCACCGGUGCUGGAUCUUCCUCUGGCGAAUCCUCCCCAUCCGGUGUUGCUGCACCCAGUGGAGUUGCUGCCCCAACUGCCUCCUCCGGUGUCGUUACCUCCCCAAGCGGAACCAGCUCGCCAAUUGCUUACGCUACUGGUGCUGCUGGUCACGUCCAAGUUUCCGCUUUCGGAAUGGUUGUUGUUGGUGCCGUUGCUCUUUUCAUCUAA